GAUUCUGAUAGAGAUCUCCCACUCCUUCUCUAUAUUUAGCAUCUCACUUUUACAACACAUUUCACAACUCUCCUCUUCUGCUAAGCUCUACAGCCCAGCAUCUCUUCUCCUCUUUCCCCACUCAUAUCAAUUUAUAUGGAAAGUGGAAAGGAUCGUGGAAAUGAGAAAAAGAAGAGCAUAAUAUUGCUCGGACCAUGGGGUGGAAAUGGUGGGACCAGCUGGGACGAUGGGACCUACCAUGGUGUGAGAGAAAUCACGCUUGUUUAUGACCGUUGCAUCGACUCGAUCCGUGUGGUCUACGAUAAGAACGGGAAGCCCGUCACAGCAGAAAAGCACGGAGGCAUCGGAGGCAAUCAAACGGCCGAGAUUAAGCUGCAAUGCCCAGAGGAGUUCCUAGUGAGUGUGAGCGGCCACUAUUGCCCGGUGGUGCACGGCGGCGGCCCGGUGAUCCGAUCACUCACAUUCAAGAGCAACAGAAGAACAUUUGGGCCGUACGGAGUGGAAGAAGGGACGCCGUUCACUUUUUCGAUGGACGGAGGAAUAAUCGUUGGCCUCAGUGGGAGAAGCGGUUGGCAUCUGGACGCCAUCGGAUUCCGUUUAUCCCGUCUCCAAACAACAAAACUCUUCCAAAGGUUUCAGAAGGGUCUUCAAAAGCUCACCAGCUCUGUUUCUAAACCUUCCGCCUCCAAGGACGGUGAAUAUAAAGUUUACACCUAAAGCGCCGGCGGUGCUUAAAAUUAAUAAAGGAAACUUUGCUUUUAACCCCUAUUAACUUUUACUAUUUUGUAAUUACUUUUUUAAAUUUAAAAACUCUCACUUUAGUAUUUUAAACUUUCAAUUAUUUGC
This is a messenger RNA of Corylus avellana, 846 nucleotides long. RefSeq names its product Mannose-binding lectin superfamily protein. The record is from RefSeq and is a predicted model, not a curated record. NCBI's taxonomy places the organism in Eukaryota, Viridiplantae, Streptophyta, Magnoliopsida, Fagales, Betulaceae. Gene Ontology annotation, molecular function: carbohydrate binding.